Durusdinium trenchii is the source of this 836-nucleotide messenger RNA. The record is from the annotation of a GenBank genome assembly. Lineage: Eukaryota; Dinophyceae; Suessiales; Symbiodiniaceae.
AGCCACGCGCCUCAAAGACGUUUGCGAACUUUUCUUCACCCAUGCGACCCUGCGGUGAACUAUGCUAUCUGAUGGAGUUGGAUGGCAUCAUCACACUGUCACCGCCGGCUUUGAUGUUCCUGCCCAGUGUCAGAAGGACUUCCUGGUGAUUGGCCUCCGUUUGUUCGAGAUGCGGCUGCUCCUGAUCCUGAUUUCUGCCGCAGCUGCUUUGGAGCACCUCGUUCGUGCGAGAGGCUCACCACCUCCUUGUUCAAGAUCUCGACUGACCUGGGCCAACGAUCCGUUUGACGCCUAUAUCAUCAGCUGCUUUGGUGACCUCGGCCUUACGCCGACCAUCCAUAUCAGCCAAGCCUUUGAACUUGACAUGGUAAAUGCUGGAGCUGGCCUGACAAAGCCCUCCCCCAAAGCGCGACAGCGAGCUUUGGCCCCUUCGAUGCGCUCCGACUUCAGCCCCCCGUCUGGUGGACAGGACUGGCACUGUCUCUUGCUCUUCCAUUCCACAUGGUCUUCCAACAUGUCGCAGAACUCCCGCGCAAAGGGCACAGGAUAGACCCUAGGCAGUUCCGCCUCUGGAGCUUCCGCCACUGGCUUGGCCUCAGGACUGGGCAUCCCGGCUUGCCAGUGGAAGAUGAACUUGGCGACAUUGUGCGAAAAACUGGCCAUUUUUGCGAGCACGGGCAUGACUUGUACAGAGUUGUUUUGGAAUUGAACAGGUUUGGCAGCAAUAACAGUGUUGUGAAGUUGGCCCACAAGAUGGAACUAUAUAGACUGCAUGGAUAACAUCUCAUCCGUGUGUGAAAAAUUGGUAUCCAAAAUUACAUUAUUUGACACCUUGG